This is a messenger RNA of Melospiza georgiana, 2132 nucleotides long. RefSeq names its product collectin subfamily member 11 (gene COLEC11). The coding region runs from base 816 to 1631 and encodes 271 amino acids. The transcript has 7 exons. Lineage: Eukaryota; Metazoa; Chordata; Aves; Passeriformes; Passerellidae. The record is from RefSeq and is a predicted model, not a curated record.
UUGCUGCUUGAAUGUAUAUGGAGCACUGUGAUUUAUCCAGGCCUCAAACUAGUCUAGCUGUUUAAGGUAAAAACCAGGUUUCUACAACUAUUUAGAAGCUAGAGUGAAAUAGCACUAAUGUUGUAUCAAAGGUGUUUAAAAAAACCCACAAAAUAUUGUGAAGAUGCCUGCCAUGUGGAUAAUUUAGUAUUUACAUUGUUGUGGGGUGUUCAGACAUAGCUCUGAAACAGUUGCCUGUUUUACUAAAGUCAAGAAUGGUGUAGCCAAUUGCAAGCAUAGAGAGAAUUUCAGCAAGGGGAGAGUGUGUUAAUUAUCCACACGAGAUGAUCACAUUCAGUGCUGCAUUUCAUGUGUUUUCAUAUCCACUGAAGCAAAGCAAGAGAAGUGUUGUGCUGGGGCAAUGUGCAUGCAUGGCUUAGAGCUGAAUAGAUGUAAAUGGUUAAAAAGGGGUUCUCUGCUAGAGAGGAGGAGGGGAAAGUAAAUGUGCAUUCCCAAAAAAGUACAUUCCCAAAAUAAAAAGCUUACAUCAUGGACCUCUUCAGUUUUCCCACACUUCUUCCCUAAUUAUUGUCCUGCAGGACAGCUGAUCUUUUUCAAACAGGAAGCUGUUUACAGAUAACACUUGCAACUGUUUUGUCUGAUUUGUUGAACUGUCGAAAAGAAAAAGACAACCUCUUUUCAAAUUAAAAACUGUCAGACUUCUGUAAACAGCAGCAAUGAGGUUCAUCUGUGCAGUGUCCCUGCAGGCACAGAGCGUUGUGCAGUUCCCAUUCUCUCAGCAGCCAUAAGGAGUCAGUGACCUGUAAGUGCUCAUUAUGAAGAGAGAUCUGGUUUUCUUGGUGACUCUAAUUAGCCUUGCCUUCCUGUCACUGCUAAGAUCUGGAUAUCCUCAACACAUUGCAGAGGAGUCCUGCUCUGUUCAGAUUCUUGUUCCAGGCCUCAAAGGGGAGGCUGGAGAAAAGGGGGAGAAAGGUGCUCCAGGUCGUCCAGGCAGAGUUGGACCUCCAGGAGAAAAAGGAGAAAUGGGGGACAAAGGACAGAAAGGCAGCAUAGGACGUCAUGGAAAAAUUGGUCCUAUUGGUUCAAAAGGUGAAAAAGGAGAUAAUGGUGACAUAGGACCACCAGGUCCUAAUGGUGACCCAGGCAUCCCUUGUGAGUGCAGUCAGCUAAGGAAGGCUAUUGGUGAAAUGGAUAUUCAAGUAGCCCAGCUGAUGACAGAACUAAAAUUCAUAAAAAAUGCUGUCGCCGGCGUGCGCGAGACCGACAAUAAGAUCUACCUGCUGGUCAAGGAGGAGAAGAGGUACAAGGAGGCCCAGCUGUACUGCCACGGGCGAGGAGGGACGCUGGGCAUGCCCAAGGACGAGACUGCCAACAGCCUCAUCGCCUCGUACAUCAACCAAGCUGGGCUCACCAGGGUCUUCAUUGGGAUUAACGACCUGGAGAAGGAGGGGAAUUUCGUCUACUCCGACCGGUCGCCCAUGCAGACCUUCAACAAAUGGCGCAGCGGGGAGCCCAACAACGCCUACGACGAGGAGGACUGUGUGGAGAUGGUGGCCUCAGGGGGCUGGAAUGAUGUUGCCUGUCACAUUACCAUGUAUUUCGUGUGCGAGUUUGACAAAGAGAAUGUCUAAGCUGCUCUGCUCUUUCUCUGUUUUAAGAAAAAUGUUUAAGACGAUGGCACAAGUUACUCCAUGUUUAUAGAGAACAAGUGAAGCUCUGCAAGUAUGCAGUGUCGGAGUUGUACAGCUGUAAAUACAGUUGAGGUAUUUCAAAUAUCAGAAUUUACCCUUCAGAAGGGAAGAGCAGUAAUAAGGCAUAGCUUGGUUGGCUUUUUUUUUUGUAGGAAAAUAUAUGUGUUUAGAUAAAAAUGUGCUUUGGGGCUAAAUUUUGCCCUUACAACAGUUAACAACUGUGAUUGCAUGACUGUAAGGGAAGGCAGAAUUUGGCCUCUAGUUUGAAUGGUAAGAAUUAGGUUCCUGAUAUUCUUUUAUCUUAGUAAAAUUUGUAGUUAUAAAAGCUAAUAACUUGUAGUGCUACAGGGAUAUUUUGGCAACAAGACGUAUUUUGUAUACUCCAGUUAAUAAGUACAAAUAUUAGUCAGUUUUUUGAAUGUUACAAUUUGUUGUUUUUGU